Leptosomus discolor (cuckoo roller) is the source of this 2655-nucleotide messenger RNA. The record is from RefSeq and is a predicted model, not a curated record. Lineage: Eukaryota; Metazoa; Chordata; Aves; Leptosomiformes; Leptosomidae.
AAUGAAUACCUAUAUGAGGGUGUUGAUGCAAGAGUUAUAGAAUAUGAGGACAACAGGCCCCUCUUAGAUAUGUUCCUGCAGAAACCUAUGGGUUUAUUGUCCCUGCUGGAUGAAGAAAGUCGAUUCCCACAAGCAACAGAUCAGACACUUGUAGAAAAAUUCGAAGAUAAUUUGAAGUCAAAAUAUUUUUGGAGACCCAAAAGAGUAGAUCUAACCUUUGGGAUUUAUCAUUAUGCAGGAAAGGUUCUAUAUAAUGCAAGUGGAUUCCUAGCCAAAAAUAGAGAUACCCUGCCAGCUGAUAUUGUACUGCUACUGCGAUCAUCUGAAAACAAUCUGACGCGACAGUUGGUAACCCAUCCUCUUACAAAAACAGGUAACCUGGCACACACUAAAAGCAAAACUACAAUCAGUUACCAAAUGUGGACCCCCCAGAAAUCAAUCAGUCAUACAAAGAAUGAAGCAGGAGAUACUGGACAUCAUCCAAGAGAGACAACCAGCAUGAAAACACAGACAGUUGCUUCUUAUUUUAGAUAUUCGCUGAUGGAUUUGUUAUCCAAAAUGGUCGUCGGCCAGCCUCAUUUUGUCAGGUGCAUCAAGCCAAACAACGACCGGCAGGCAAACAAGUUUGAUAAAGAAAAAGUUUUGGUUCAACUGCGUUACACGGGAAUUCUGGAGACAGCGAGAAUUCGAAGACAGGGUUAUUCACACCGUAUACUGUUCGCCAACUUCAUAAAACGGUAUUACCUCAUCUGUUACAAAACAAAUGAUGAUCCUCCAGUCAGUCCCGAAACCUGUGCUGCCAUCUUGGAAAAAGCCCACCUUGACAACUGGGUUCUUGGGAAAACAAAAGUAUUCCUCAAAUACUAUCACGUGGAACAGCUAAAUUUAAUGCGGAAGGAGACAGUUGACAUGAUUAUUUUGAUUCAAGCUUGUGUAAGAGGAUGGCUGGGUUCAAGGAGAUACAAAAAGAUAAAGGAACAAAGGGAACAAAGUGCUAUUAAAAUACAGUCAGUUGCCAGAGGAUACUUACUCAGGAAGAAGAGAAAAGAACUAACUGAGACAAGAAACAAAGCAGCAAUAACAAUUCAGUCUCACUACAGGGGAUAUAAAGAAAGGAAGAUCUUCGAAAGGAGGAGGGAAUCACUUAGAAAGAAACAAACGGAAAAUGUGGCAUCCAUUAGUGAGAAGGAAAGGGAUGAAGACUUUCAAGAUAAUGAGGAAAGUCCAGCUGGAGUGAAGAGUGCCCUUCCUAAAACAGAAGAAGAAGCAGUUGUCAUUGUUCAGAGCCAUUACAGAGGCUACAGAGUACGUAAAAAAAUAAAGGAACAGCACAAAAAAAUAGCAGAGGAAGAAUUAUCUGCUGUGGAAUUCCUUGAAGCACAACUGCAGCCAGCUCAAAGUGAUACAUUGGAAGAAGCAGCAAACGAGGAGACUCAAGGUGAAACUAAUGAUGCUACUGAUAGCGAGUGCUCUGGGUACAGUGACACAAGGAAUGUACGAGAGCAACAGAAAACAUCUACUGAAGGAGAGGGAGAUUCUGUGAAGCAGAACCCUGCAGUAGAACAUGGUGAGGGUGAAGAACAGGCCCCUUUGGAAGAGUUGUCCAGCAAAUCUGUCAAAAUCACAGCUGAACCUAGUCCCCAGCAGGAGCACGAUAAUCAAGACACAGUCAGUGCAGAUGGACAAAAUCAAGAAUCUGCUGUGGUCCAGCCCAGGACUGACAAGGAUGUGGAAAGAAACCGCCUGAAACAUGAAGCAGUGAUGCCUACAGGAUGUAAAGGCAUUAUAAGAAAAGAGUCAAUAAGAGGCUCACGGAAGCAAGUUGAGGUGGUAAAACAAGGUUCAGAAGACAAAGAGAAGGCAGCAGUGGUUAUUCAGAGCAGUUUCCGGGGUUACAGAAGGAGGGGACAACUCAGAAAAGAAGGGAAACUACCUUGCAAAAGUCAAGAGAAAACUAUAAAGGAGACAACAGAAACAGUAUACAUUCAAAAUAAUGAUCCCCAGAACACAAAAGAUAGGGAAAGCACCAGUAUGGAGGCUGAGGACUCCAAGACACUGAAGGGAGACUCAGAGAAAGAGGCUUGUGAUUUGGCAGCCUUCUCACGGCAGAUAUCAAAAUUAUCUGAAGACUACUUAGCAUUGCAGCAAAAAUUGAAUGAAAUGAUAUUGUCACAUCAGUUGAGACCCGUGAUGCUGUCCAAAGAUAAGCAAGCUAGUGGUCGACUUUCUACUCAUGUUUGUCAGUCAGUUGCGGCCAAAGUAGAAGACUCUCGCCCAAUGCAGAGACCUCCAAGGAGACCACGGAAGCCCAAGACAUUAAAUAAUCCAGAAGACUCCACCUACUACACUCUAAUACAUAAAUCAAUACAAGAUGAAAAAAGGAAACCAAGAAAAGAAAGUCUGAGCAAAGUGCUAGAUUUAGAUAUCUACUACCAAGAAAUUUCAUCUACUGAUUCCACCUCAAAGGACAGCAGUUCUACCACAAGAAAGAAGAGACACCCAGCUGAGCGCAGGACUUCCAUUUUAAGAGCUACUGAGCGGUCGAGGGUUGCAGAAAGCCCCCUGGAAGAGAGUAAAACCGAAGAUAAUCCCUAUGACUACAGACGACUGCUGCGGAAGACCUCUCAGCGCCGGCGCCUUAUCCAGCAGUUCUAG